This is a messenger RNA of Mugil cephalus (flathead mullet), 4034 nucleotides long. RefSeq names its product piwi-like RNA-mediated gene silencing 2 (gene piwil2). Gene Ontology annotation, cellular component: P granule. The coding region runs from base 168 to 3371 and encodes 1067 amino acids. The transcript has 24 exons. Gene Ontology annotation, molecular function: piRNA binding; protein binding. Gene Ontology annotation, biological process: regulatory ncRNA-mediated gene silencing. The record is from RefSeq and is a predicted model, not a curated record. NCBI's taxonomy places the organism in Eukaryota, Metazoa, Chordata, Actinopteri, Mugiliformes, Mugilidae.
GUCGCAGAAUGUGCUGAUUAGCCAAUGGGGCUAAUCGGAAGGCAGGUACCAUAAGUCAACGUUGGAGUUAGUUGUAGGAAUAGUCUGUCACGAUUCGCCUCCUGUUGCAUAAAGGUGGCCCAGAGUAUUACAGUUAAUCUACUGUUGUGUCACCUGACAAUAUCAAUAUGGACCCAAGAAAGUCUCCUAAUAUCAGCGAUAUGAUGGGCGUUCUUUGGCUGGGACGAGGAAGAGGACUACAGUCUGAGGAGUUGGGUGUAGGACGUAGCAGAGGGCUGUUGAUCCCUACAGAAGAGCCUACUGUUGAACAAAUUAGAGUUGGACAAACCAGCCCUGGUGCUGAUUUACAAGGACAAGGAGCAGCCCUGCCCACUUCUGAACCAGGGAUGGGACGAGCUACAGGGCUACAGCCUAGUGAUUUAAAACUCGGCCGAGCCAGGGGGUUGUUCUUCCCAGCAGCUCAAACAAAGGUAGGUGUGGCGAGAGGUGGAAUCCUACCUCAGCUGGAGCCAGAGCACCGACAUACACCUUCGACUGAGGAAUUGACAUCAGAUCUACCUUGGGAUGCUCCUACUAAGGCAACAGAAGAGAUUGUCACGCCAACCAUUGGUCAAGGUUCAUCAUUGAUCUCAAUGUUUAGAGGAAUGGGCAUCGAGCCAUCAAUGGCUACAACUGGAAGAGGAGUGUCACCACUGGGGAGAGGAGCAGUUGGAGAUAUACGAGACGUGAAACUGCAGGGUGUCCCAGGAGGUGUCCUCCACAGCCCAGAGAGGGUCGUCCAGUCUGGAGACAUGCUUGGCAGAGGCAGCAGUUUCCAUGGCCGGGGAUUGUCCCCUCAGGGGAUGGUGGGGCUUGGAAGAACCGCGAUGCCGCAGCUUGGAGUUGGAAGAGGACGCAGUUUGCUUGCUUCUCUCCCUCCAGGUCAGGUCCAGUCUGUUUCUCAGUCGCCUGGGCCACAAAUGGCCCUAAGCCCUCAGGCUUCACAAACAGGAACUGCCGCCCCUGUACCAACUAUUCAAGAGGCCCUUGAGCUUUCUACUUCACCAGCAAAGAAGGAACUGGUAAUGGAGGCAGUCCAUGUGCCUCUUAAUAAGGUGGGAACAAAAGGGUCUCCCAUAACUAUUGGGACAAACCACAUCCCAAUUAGAUGCAAGAAUGAAGCAGUGUAUCAGUACCAUGUCACCUUCACACCAAAUGUUGAGUCAAUGGCAAUGCGUUUUGGCAUGAUGAAAGACCACCGCCCAACCACAGGGGAUGUAGUGGCAUUCGAUGGCUCCAUACUGUACCUGCCUGUUAAGCUGAAUGACGUGGUGGUUCUCAAGAGUUUGAGACGGACCGAUAAUGAGGAAAUACAAAUCAAAAUCCAGAUGACGAAGAUAUUGCCUCCCAGCUCUGAUCUUUGCAUCCCAUUCUACAACGUAGUCCUCAGGAGGGUAAUGAAAAUCAUUGGACUGAAGAUGGUUGGCCGUAACCAUUAUGAUCCAGAGAGCGCAGUCAUUCUUGGAAAGCAAGGGCUUCAAGUGUGGCCGGGCUUUUCCACCUGUAUAAAGCGCACAGAUGGAGGUCUGUACCUGUCUGUGGACGUUUCCCACAAAGUUUUACGGAAUGACUCUGUGCUGGACGUCAUGAACCGCUUGUACCAGCAGAGCAGGGAGAACUUCCAAGACGAAUGCACCAAAGAACUCGUCGGUAGCAUCAUCAUCACCCGCUACAACAACCGGACGUACCGCAUUGAUUCCAUUGACUGGAACAAGUCGCCAAAAGACACCUUUGCUAUGAUGGAUGGUUCAACAACCACCUUUGCAGAGUACUACAGCAAGAACUAUGGGAUUACAAUCAAAGAGCUGAGCCAGCCUUUACUCAUGCAUCGGCCGAAGGAGAGGUCCAAGCCAGGAGGGAAGCAACUCAUUACUGGAGAGAUCCUUUUAGUGCCAGAGCUUUCCUUCAUGACGGGAAUCCCUGAGAAGAUGAGGAAGGACUUCAGGGCUAUGAAGGAUUUGACCAUGCACAUCAAUGUGAGCAGUGAGCAGCACACCCACUCAAUAAAUCAGCUUCUGAAGAACAUCAGCGGUAACCCUGAGAGUCUGAAGGAGCUCAGCCGAUGGGGACUAGAGUUUGGCUCAGACGUUGCUGUGAUGAAAGGUCGAACUCUGCCCCUAGAGACCAUCUGUCUGCAGUCUUCAACUUUUGUCACUAGCACUGAUAUGUCCUGGUCCAGAGAGAUCGUGAGGGAUUCUUCGAUCAGCUCUAUCCCCUUGAGCAUUUGGGCUAUCUUCUACCCUCGACGCUGUGCGGAGCAAGCUGACGAGAUGAUUUCCACUUUUAACAAGGUGGCCGGUCCUAUUGGGGUAAGACUGGAACGACCCAUUCGCGUGGAGCUGAAGGAUGAUCGGACUGAGACUUACAUUAAGAGCAUCCACUCUCAGCUUAUCAGUGAGCCCAACAUGCAGCUGGUAGUUUGCAUCAUGGUCGGCAACAGAGACGAUCUCUACUCUGCCAUUAAGAAGCUGUGCUGUGUUAAAAGACCCGUCCCUUCUCAGGCUGUCAAUGUCAGAACUAUUUCCCAACCACAGAAGUUGAAAAGUGUCGCCCAGAAGAUACUCCUGCAGAUGAACUGCAAAUUAGGAGGAGAGCUGUGGACUGUUAACAUUCCUCUGAAACACCUGAUGGUAGUUGGAGUUGAUGUCCACCAUGACACCAGCAAGGCACUUCAGUCAGUCAUGGGCUUUGUUGCAAGUGUGAACAGUUCGCUGACCCGCUGGUACUCCAGAGUGAUUUUCCAGACACCGUCUGAGGAGCUGAUCAGUGGUUUCAGAGUUUGCUUACUGGCAGCCCUGCAGAAGUACUAUGAGGUGAACCACAACUUGCCAGAGAAGAUUGUGGUUUAUCGGGAUGGUGUGUCAGACAGUCAGCUGAUGAUGGUGGAGCAGUACGAGAUCCCACAGUUGAUCAAAUGCUUUGAGACUCUCCCCAGCUACGAGCCCAAGCUGGUCUUCAUUGUGGUUCAGAAGCGCAUCAGCACCACUCUCUACUCCUGGGCUUCAAACAGCUUUGGCACUCCUCCACCUGGAACUGUCCUGGAUCACACCCUCACUCAGAAAGACUGGGUGGACUUCUAUCUGAUGGCACAUCACAUUCGCCAGGGCUGUGGACUUCCUACACACUACAUCACUCUGUACAACACAGCAAACCUCACACCGGACCAUUUGCAAAGGUUGACAUUCAAGAUGUGCCAUCUAUACUGGAACUGGCCGGGCACCAUUCGUGUUCCAGCACCGUGCAAAUAUGCCCACAAACUGGCUUACCUCUCUGGCCAGUACCUGCACUCAGAGCCGGCCGUCCAGCUGUCCGACAAGCUCUUCUUCCUUUGAGCGGUACCAGUGACUACGACGAGUAAAUGGCAUUGGUGAAUGAAUGAAUGAAUCACCGCAGCUUACCAAUAUGUGAGACACCAGUUGGAAGUGGCUCAUGGCGCUCUUUGACUGUUAGCUUCUCUAUCUUCAAUGUCUUCCAUACUAAUGAAAAUUAGCAAGUUUAUGAUAGUUGUUAUUUUUCUUCCACCUUUAUUUCAUUCAGUCUGGUGUAGCUGUUGCUUUGAUUGUAGUCUGAGUUCUACAUUAUAUAUGGUUGAAUUAAGUUCACGAUUUUAUUUAUUUUUACUUCUACUAUUAUGGGCUUUGCAGAGCCAGGAAGAGUAUUUCCUCUUUGACUGACAAGAUUGUUCAAACUAGUUGUCCUGUCCUUGCUGUUGGUGAAGAGUGACUUUAAAGUUUAGAACUGCUGAUGGUCAAGCCAGGGAGAAGCUUCCAUCAGCAGUUCUCAAGUAUGUUUUCAUUUUUAUGUGGUCAAAACAGGUUACAUGCUCAUUUCACUUUCAUUGUAAAUUAUUUUGAUGUCAUUUUUUUAUACCCAAAAAGAUGCCAUGGUUCUAGCUUCACAUAUGUGCCACCAUAUAAUAAAUGUUAAUAAUAAAUAAAUAAAUGUUACCAGUGUAAUCACUUAAAGGGCAUGACUAGCCUGACUGCACUGGCUCA